Molecule: messenger RNA, 6126 nt
Organism: Cydia pomonella (codling moth)
Lineage: Eukaryota; Metazoa; Arthropoda; Insecta; Lepidoptera; Tortricidae
Product: lipase 1-like
Exons: 1
Coding region: 2526-3701 (391 amino acids)
Molecular function (GO): hydrolase activity, acting on ester bonds
Source: RefSeq, a predicted model, not a curated record
UCUCAUGACUAAAAUGUAAGGGAUAAUAUAGUGUUAGUAUGUACUUUCCAUUUCAAUGUCUGCAUACUUGCUAUAUUAGCCCGACGGCCAUUUGUCCGGUACAAGGUGCUAAAGGUAGGUAAAAAUAUUACUAACUUUUCUUAAAUUUUCACGGCUGAUUUUUAUGUAUGUUUUAAAUAAUAAUGUUAAAAAUUUAUAAUCAACGUUGCCAGACCAUUUUCGCCGGCGAUAACUAUUACCAGACGCUUUGAAGUUGUCAAAAAAAAAGCUUUUAUUCUCACUCUUGAUUUUUAUAUAUAGGUAUUACACAUCAGUUAAAAUAUAAAAGAUGUUAUAGGGACCGUGCGCGUUGGAGGGUCUGCCAUUUUAUGGCCUGAAUCGGAACCAUAAACAUAUACAUUUACACGUCACGUGUUUUCUUGUGCAUAGUAAGUGCUGCCAUCUUGUGGGCUACAUCGGAACAAUAAACAAUCACAUUUACGCCUCGCGCCAAAAAUCUGACGGCUCCUGUGCUGUCUCCUACAGUUCAUGCACGCUCCCUAUAUAGUUUAGCAAGGCAUAUCUGUCAAAAGAAAAAGGCGGCAAAUUUAAAAUAAAUGCAGGCGCAGAGUUUUCCUCUCAUAAAAAAAACGGUCAAGUGCGGGUUCGUGUUACAAAAUCAGGCCCGUAAAGUUUUAUGACUUAGGCACUAACAUUAUGUGUAAAACCAGAUUGCCGCAGUGUCUAGAUAGGUUAUAAUGAUGCGACCUUGGUCAAAGAACCUGAAUAAGUCACGGCCACAGAUCACUUUCCUUAUUUACAAGACGACGAACGGUCACCACACAAAAACAGUGAAAUCGAAGUUCGCCAAUUGCGGGCACUUUCUUUCUCUGUCACUCUAAUUACAUCUUAGUGAGAGUAAAAGAGAAAGAUCCCUGCAAUUUGCGAAUUUCGGUUUUCGCGGUAGGCCCCCUGCUCCCAGGCGAAAUCCGUCGCACGCGCCCGCGCCAUUUAGCGCUGUUCAUACAAUUUCUUAUUAGACGGGGCGUCCGUUCCGGAUAAUCCGCGUCAGCUAGCGGAGGCCCUAUAUGAAAAAGGAAGUGGAGUCUUUAUGUCGACGUCUAUGAUCACGGCAAGCAGGAAAAGAAUUUGUAAAGAUCCUAUUAAAGUCAAUUAAUAUCAAUACCAUCAACAUCAACCUGUAGGCCUUAAGUGAAGGUGUUCCUCUUUAUAUGAUGCUUUGUUCAAAAGAUGCAGCGAGAGAAAAUAUUAUAAUUUAGCCGACUACGAUAAUAUCGUCGCUAUACUUACUCAACCUCGUAUCUAUAUAUUAGAUACGUAUAUCAGAUACGAGUUUGAGUAAGUAUAGCGACGAUAUGUAUCACGGCGCGCUGCCGAAUAUCAUGUCGCCAUAAGAUAUUAUAUCAGACCUUCUAGCGUGAAUUGCGUUCUCGUGCGACUUCAAGUAUGGAAUCGCGCGAGAGAACGCAACUCAUGCUAGACGGUCAGAGCUGCCAAGGUAGUCAUGCGUAAUCAGAACAUGCGCUGUAACUUCUUGAUAAGAUAAUAGACACUUGUUCAGAUAAUUGUGAACACCUUGGCUGCGCCAAUAUAUUCACAUACAUUGUACUAUUGUGCUUACUAUUUGUUAAUCAACUACUAUUCGGUAAUCACACUGAUGCUCCGGUGUGUAUAACUUUUUCAUUUCUCAUGCUCUGAAAGUCACUCAUUGUUUGUCUAUGAAGGAGGGUGAAAGUAAUAUAUUUCGGCCCUAGCGUAUUUUACUUUCUAGGUAUAUAUUUUUCAGUUCAAAGUGGAUAUGUUUUGUAAUUUCCAUUCUGUAACCUUCCAUAAAUAACGAUCCUUUUACUUAAAAUGUUCAGUGUUUCAGUUCCACGUAUUCGUAAUGAAAAGUAGGGACUCGGGUGAAAACACCCAUUUCUAAGUUUGUCGCUCUUACUUUGUUCAAGCCAAAAUAUCUCGUCAGAAAUGGGUGCCUUCCAUCAGUUCCAUCUCUUGGUUAAUAAUCUAUUAUUUUGACUUUUAAAAUCUGAGGCAUAAAUAUUGAAAAAUAAGUGUUUAUUUAUUUAAUCUUUAUUGCGCAAAGGAAAAACUUAUCGUACAAAAUUAGUGUUUGUAACUUUGAAUAAAUCUCAAUUUGUUUACAUAAGAAUAUAAAUAUUGUAAAUUCUCUCAACAAGGGAGAUACAAAAACACAGAAAACAUGACGUCAAUAUAUAUGACAUAUUAUUAAUAGAUAACCCAAACAACGUAACCAAUAGCUUUUGACACAAACUUCGUGUCUCAGUAUCAUUAUCGACUUAGUAGUUACUGAAAUACGAGGUAUCUAAAAUUGCCUGUGAAAUUUAGUACUUACAAGAAAAUGACAAAUAAAUGUCAACUAGUUUGCAGAGGUCGAAAAAAUAAAUGUUUCUUAAAAUAUUGUAUAUAAAUUAAGGGCAUAGGUAUCAAGUUUCAUUAAUAUUUUAUGCAUUAUAACGGACUGCAUUUUUGCAGUAGAAAAUCAUGUGUUUUAAAAUAUAAUAAUGAAAUUUACUUUAGUUUACACAAUAGUGGUGGCUGUUUUCGUCCCAUCAAGGUGUUUACGUACUACUUUGCCUGAAGAUGGACGACUCAAUUUUACGCAACUUGGAGCAAAAUAUGGACAUUCAGUUGAAGAACAUCAAGUGAUCACUGAAGAUGGGUAUAUUUUAACAAUAUUCCAUGUUAAAGGAAGAAGAAAAACUCCAGUUUUACUGCUACAUGGAGUUGCAGACACUGCCGAUUGCUACAUAAUUAGAGGAAAUAAAUCAUUAGUUAUAUCAUUAGCGAAUGCAGGUUACGACGUCUGGGCUGGCAAUGUCAGAGGAAACAAAUAUUCCCGGAGACAUCUCAAACUGAAUCCUGAUAAAGAUAAAAAAUUCUGGGACUUUACAUUCCACGACACCGGUAAUUACGAUGUUCCCGCCAUGAUUGACUACAUUCUGAAAACCACUGGAGAAAAGAAGCUGCAGACAAUUGGACAUUCUCAAGGAACGACUGUACAGUUUGUUUUAUUGUCUAAAAGACCUGAAUAUAACGAGAAAAUAAAGCUUUUCAUUGGAAUGGCACCGGUAGCUUUCUUAACGGACUUGAUACAACCAUUGUCGACUAUUGCAAGUCUAGCCCCAAUGCUCCGUGGACUGAUAGAAUCUACAGGAAUAGAAGAAACUUUCCCUGAUAACUCUUACAUGACCAAUUUUCUGAGACUUCUAUGCAGUCAAGAUUUCCUUGGCUACGAAUUAUGCUUCUUGUGGACAAGUUUUUACAUCACCGGAUUCGAUACCAAGCGUUUUGAUGCAGAAUUCAGUAAAAUUGUCGUAGGACACUAUCCGAAUCAUACUUCAAGAAAAAAUCUAGAACACUCCAACCAACUGAUUCUUAGUAAAAGAUUUUGUGAAUUUGACUACGGACCAGUAGAAAAUUUAAAACGUUACGGCUAUAUAGUUCCACCAAACUAUGAUUUAAGAAAAGUAACAACUAAAGUUGCAUUGUUAGUGGGUGAAAAUGAUCCGUUGUCCAGGAUCAAAGAUGUAGCGAUUCUGAGAACGCUUUUACCGAACGUAGUUAAAUAUCAUGUGAUGGAAGAUAAAAUAUGGAACCAUGUAGACUUUACUUGGGGUAAUGAUAUGCCUGUUACUCUGUAUCCAAUUUUAUUUCAGCUAUUGGAUAAAUACGACUAACUGGCUUGCUACAUUUGGGUACCGAAGAUUUUUUAAUUAAAUAAAGUGAUAAAGAAUAAUCUCAAGCUCGUAAAACAAACGUACCUACUGUCAUAAUUGGUAAUCAUGGUAUUUACUUGUGCUAUUGCCUGUAUUAUAAGUUACUUUUAUGCCUACUGUGAGUAGUAAUUGUGAGCAAUUGAUUAUUAAUUUAUUUAUUCAAUUCUACGUAAUUUAUGUACGCUGUAAGAGAUUUAAACAGCCAACGUAAUAAUACGUACCUAACUAAAAAUAAGACCUACGUUUAUUAGAAUUUUGCACAGCAGUGGGACACAACAGGCUCUCAAUAAAAAUAAUAACAUGAUUUGUAUUUGUACUGUAUUAUACAAGUCAAAUUCUAUAAAAUCUAUAUGUAUACAAAAACUCAUAAAUAUGUAUCUCGUUUUGCGAAUUUGUUAAAGAAAAAGUAAACUAAAAUAAAUUACACAGAUAGGUAUCUCAUAAAUACAGUGCUGCCAACAAUAGUGAGUUCGCGGCCAAAGUCCGGGGAAUCGCAGUGAAGCCUCGCUUGCUCCCCACGUCCCCGUACUUGAUGACCGGCGGACCAGAGGGCCUACCGCGAACCACGUUCGACGUGUUGCCUCUUUGUCGCACUUGUAAAUUCGUACGUAAGUGCGACCAAGAGGCAACACGUCGAACGUGGUUCGCGGUAGGCCCUCUGAGCUCAAAAUUCCACGAACAACGUGCAUGAAUUAUGUAUACCUUUACUGUUGUUUACUUUUAUUUAAAUACCUAAAGAUACAGAGUGUAAGUACAGUCAUCAAAAAUAGUAGCGGAUCAGACUUCGCGUCAAAAAUAUCUUCUCGAAUAGCUUACUAAAAAAGAUAUGUAUCAAUAUGUGGCAUAGGCAUCAUCUAUGAAAAGGGACCUUAUUGUCGAUGGCGCUUACGCCAUAAUGCGUCGUGCGGUGUUGCAUUUAUAUCGGAGCAUCGUUAAUAAGGGCAGAAGUGCCAUCGACAAUAAGGCCCCCUUUCAUAGAUAAAAUCUGUCGGCUUUUAACAGCCCACGGUGGUGGUGGUUUUAACAACCCGACAGAUUUUAAAGUUGUAUUCUUGACCACAUGUAGGGACUAAAAUGACAAAGUUUUCUGAAAUCGGUCUUGUUUUAGAGAUAAUGACUUGGAAAAUUUGUUUCUGUAAUAACUUAGUGAAAAACGCCUUUUUGGCUGCGACGCUGUCACUUAUGUGACUUGGUUUUGACAUACCUACUAUCAAAGAUUAAAGUUUUAAAUGAAACUCGAACUUUUUUAUCAGAACAAUAAAAAGACUAUUUUUUCGUUGUAAGAUAUUUAUUUUUUGAAAAGAUUUAAAAAUUAGUAAAACGCAUAAUUUUUCUAUGCAAUUUUUUUUUGUCGAAUUCUACCAAGGCUCACAUAACAUAUUUUGUGCCUUAUGACCUCAGGAAUGCGUGGUUAAAAUCUACGAUAUAUAUAGAACAAUUAUACUGAGAUAGAUACUUUUCAACACGAUCUGUAGAAAUAUAUCCCUAUUAGGAAAAGUAUUUCACCCGCUACUAUUGAUGCUGACUGUACCAGUGUCAAUAAAUCCCAAGAGACACUUGCACCAGUCCACUAACCCGGGGUUAAUCGGUUAAACCUGGAGAAAAUUGUACUUGUAACCAUGGUAACACUAGGCUUAACCUCGGGUUAGUUAUUGGUGCAAGGGACCCUUAAACCUGGAGUUACCAUGGUUACCAGUAUAAUUUGACACUGGGAUAACGCUCUAACCGGUUAGCUCCGGAUAAGUAGUGUCAAAAAAUAGUAAGAGCCACUUGCACCAUUCCACUAACCCGGGGUUAAUCGAUUAAACCUGGAGUUACCAUGGUUACCAGUACAAUUUGAUACUGGGAUAACGGUUUCACCGGUUAACCCUGGGUUAGUGGGAUGGUGCAAGUGACACUAUACACUAUACACUAGGGGCAUUUGCACCAUCCCCCUAACCCGGGGUUAAUCGGUUAAACCAGGAGUUACCAUGACUAUAAGUACAAUUUGACACUGGGUUAACGGUUUAACCGGUUAACCCCGGGUUAGUGGUAUGGUGCAAGUGCCGGUAAGAGUACUAAGACCUUCCAAAAAUAAAGAUUUUUAAAUAACGGAAAUACAUGGAAAAUAAUUUAUAAUUAUGGGUUCUCAUUAUACCAGGCCUUAACAUUUACCUUGGUCAUGGUUAUAUGUUAUUUAUGUUAAACAUGUCGUGUCGAUGACGAUGUUACUUCAUUUUAAUUUUAAUCUUAAAUGUUAAUAUUUUCCUUUUUUGAUUGUGAAACGUACUUACAAUUACAAUUUAACGUAAUUACAAUUUGUAAAUCAAUCGAUCUUAAACGUAUCUUAAUCAUUCUUCAAUCGGGCUGUUAGAGAAAGAUAAGAAUAAGAUAACUGUUAACAGAA